AUGUAUGAAAAAGAGCUGAACACAAGCGGAGAGGAUAGGAGGGCUUCCACACCCACCCCACCGCAGCCGUCCGUUCCAGACACCGCUUCCUUGUCCCCAACAGCACAGAUAGCCUCAAACCAAGGCGCUAAGCAGCGCUGUGAAAUUCACACGCGCAAGCCAUACACUGGGAACCGGCCACGACAACCGAGGAAAAACCGGCCGGGUGAGGAGACGCCAGGCGGCCCCCUGUCAUCUGAGGACAACACGCCCAGGAGAGAAGUGGCAGGACACAGGAGGAGUUGCCCCGAAACAAGCCCGCAGCCUCCCCACUUUCUUGGGAAUGCCAUGCCCUCCGCAGCCGGGAGAGGCCAGGCCACAGGGCUUGGCGCCGGGUCCCGGGAGAUCGCUCCCCGCCGAGGCCCCUGCCCGACCGCUCUCCCGCUUCGACUCACCGCCGGUGUGUCUUCUGGUUCUCAGCCGCGAGCUGGGGCAGCCGUGAGGAGGCGGCGGAGGAGACGAGAUCCGGGGCCCCGCCGCCGGGUCAUCAUACCCCCUGCGCGAGCCGGCCCGGGCCCCGGCCCCCGCCCCCCGGAGCCGUCCCCGCGCCCGUCCCGCGGGGGGAGCCCUCUCAGCCUCCCGCCCGCUCCACCGCCCGGCCCCUCUCCGCCGCCGCCGCCGCCUCUGACCCGCGCGCUCCCUCCUCGGCCUCCCGCUGCUGUCCGGGGCCACCGCCGGGCCCCUAGCUCCGCAGCCGCGGUUGUCGCCAGACCCGACAAGCUGAGCGCCGAGCGUCCGCCCUCAUCCGGCCCGCCCCGCCUCACGGGAACUAGUCCCGGGUCCCGCGCCAUGAUACCUACUGAGGCGGAAGUCCGGGAGAGCAGGAGGAUUACGACGACCUCAUAUUACGGGACAUUUUGAGGAUUGGGUUCCAGCAGAAGUGAUGACUUUGGCCGAACAUGAUCUUGAGUGAAGACUAUGCCUGUGGGAUUAAAGAGAAAGAGUCAAGGACUUCCCUGGUGGCGCAGCAGAUAGGAAUUCACCUGCCGAUGCAGGGGAAACUGGAUCGAUCCCUGGUCCGGAAAGAUCCUGCAGGCAACUAAAGCCUGUGCACCACAACUACUGAAGCCCGUUUGCCUAGAGCCUGUUCUCCCCAACAAGAGAAGCUGCCACAAUGAGAAGCCUGUGUACUGCAACCAAGAACAGGAAAGUGACUCAAGAGAGAGGUGGUGGUGCACAAUAUUGUGAAUGCAUUAAAUGCCACUGAAUUGUACACUUAAAAA
This is a messenger RNA of Cervus elaphus (red deer), 1262 nucleotides long. Its product is annotated as basic proline-rich protein-like. The transcript has 4 exons. The coding region runs from base 1 to 900 and encodes 299 amino acids. The record is from RefSeq and is a predicted model, not a curated record. Lineage: Eukaryota; Metazoa; Chordata; Mammalia; Artiodactyla; Cervidae.